Molecule: messenger RNA, 1955 nt
Organism: Solea senegalensis (Senegalese sole)
Lineage: Eukaryota; Metazoa; Chordata; Actinopteri; Pleuronectiformes; Soleidae
Gene: slc35g2a
Product: solute carrier family 35 member G2a
Exons: 2
Coding region: 359-1720 (453 amino acids)
Cellular component (GO): membrane
Source: RefSeq, a predicted model, not a curated record
CCCUCUCCCUCUCUCUCUCCCCCUCUGUGUCCAAGCUCAGGAGCGUCGUCUGUGUCAGUGGUCAGAGAGUCACAGACGCGUGUGCAGUAGAAACACGCAGCGUGGUGGGUGCCGCAGGUGUCGGCAGCUCUUGCGUGUGUGGUGUGUGUGUCCUUGAGCGCACGCAGACUCCCGGUCAUAGACUGCCGCAGGAGAAAGAGGAGGAGGAGAGGGAGAGAGGAGCAGGAGGAACAAAUGGCCCAGAGGAGGUGAUGGAGAGCGUCACGGCGAUGCUCGGUGAAUGACUGAGGACCGAGAGUGAAGUUCAACCCUCCACUGGUUUGCGUAAAACGGUGUCUGUAUUCUCUGAAGUUUCAAAAUGGAGUCCGCUCACCUCCUGGGCAGCGCUAAGAAGAGAGUAAAGAUCCACCCUCACACCGUCACAGCCAAAUACGCCACACACACACCAUACUCUCCUCAGCCCGGGGUGCACACACACUUCCCUCAACCCGGGGACGAGGGCUACGACGAUGCCCCGUCUUUUGAAGACUUUGGCUCCUUUCUGGAGGAGACGUCAGACAAGAAGAAGCUGACGGAGAGCAGGAAGUGGCCUCUGGCUCUGUUCAGCUCCAAAGACAAAGACAAGGAUACAGCACAAAAACCUCUGGGUGCCGGCGGGGUGGAUGGCAAUGAGGGGGCAGCCAAAGCAGCAAAGGGGUCUGGGAAAGGGGUCGGGGAACAGCUUGCCAGUUUUGGCGAGGCAUCAGUGUCGGCAUCUCGCCUCACCUGGGUGGGGCUGCUCGGUGCUGCGCUGGCUCACGGCUGUUUGAUUGUUCUGACCCGACUGGCCUCUGAACGCUUCAGCCUCGGCCCUCUGUUUCUACUCUUAGUUCGAUCCAUCGUCCAGCUCCUCUCUGUGGCUGUACCACUGCACAGAGGUGAGAACCCUUUUGGACCGGAGGGCUAUCGUCUACGUCUGUUCUGCUACGGCAUUGCUUAUUCACUCUCCCUCUGCUGUGCCUACUCAUCCUUAAGCUUCAUCUCUCCUGGAGACGCCACAACGACCUGGCGCCUGGCAACCACAGCACUGUCGGCGACUCUGGCCUUUCUGCUCCUGGAGGAGAGACUGGGGUUGGCUGAUGGGAUCACCAUAGCGGCAGGGCUCUGUGGUUUGGGGCUUGUUCUACUUCCCACAGAAGAUGAGAGCAACUCAAAUUCACCAACUGACCCGGCCGUGUUCUGGAAAGGGGCUUUUGGCUGGUCACUUUCAGCACUUGCAGGACUGUGGAUGGCCCUAGCGCUGGUCAGCUAUCGCUCCCUGAAGGAGAGGGUGGGAGUGGGCACAGCUUUGUUCACAGUGAGCUGGACGAGCUGUCUGCUUGCCCCAGCCUCCCUGGCUCUCCUCCAGGAAGGAUGGUCCUGGCCCAUGAGUGCCCCAGCUUGGGGCCUGGUCCUGGGCCUGGUUGCCUGCUCGGCAGCAGCCUUCCUGGGGAUGACGCACGCCCUCACACGACUCCACCCGGCGCUGGUGUCAGCCUCUCAGAGCCUGGAGGUACCUGUUGCGAUGCUGCUGCAUCUCGCCGUGCUGACUCUGUUCCCCACCGCGCCUGAGCUCGUCGGGAACGUGAUGGUCAUACUCAGUGUUGUUUGGCUGGUGGCCAUGAAGCUGCUUCCCUCUCGAGGGGCCGGGCGGCGGCAGAGGGAGGAAUAUGAAGAGAUUCUGGACUCGCCCAUCAAAUAAACACCUCCAGUUUGCUCUUUACACUUCCUCUGCUGCUCACUCCCUCCCUCCUACAUGAGAUUGAUUCCACUGUACAGAAGAGACUGCUUAAUGAUGACUGGAGCUGUAUCUAUUUUGUAUUGUCGUCUUUGCUUUUGGGAAAGUGCCAAUAUUGUGUUGUCUGUUCUAGUGACUGUGUGAUGUGACAUUAAAAUCUCGCUGAUUGACCACAAUGCAAUCAUGGCACCACUUGAAA